Molecule: messenger RNA, 2052 nt
Organism: Dromaius novaehollandiae (emu)
Lineage: Eukaryota; Metazoa; Chordata; Aves; Casuariiformes; Dromaiidae
Gene: MORN3
Product: MORN repeat containing 3
Exons: 5
Coding region: 49-765 (238 amino acids)
Source: RefSeq, a predicted model, not a curated record
UCCUGCCUAAUUUGCUCCUCACAACCGCUUUUGUCCCCAGCCGAGAACAUGCCCUUCGUGAAGCACCCGGCGGCCGCCGAGCCCCGCUGGCACGAGUGGGACAGGAAAGCCCAGAAGAGCGGGCUGAGGCACACGGUGUUCGCCGUGACCGGGGAUCGGUACACCGGAGAAUGGCUGGACAACCUGCGGCACGGUAAAGGCACGCAGAUAUGGAAACGCACGGGAGCCGUCUACAGCGGCGACUGGAAGUUUGGGAAGCGGGAUGGUUACGGCUCGUACAGCAUUCCCGACCCCGUCACCAAGGAAUACAAGAAAGUGUAUACGGGCUGGUGGAAAAACGACAAAAAAUGCGGCUGCGGGACGAGGCUCUACGGCGGCGGGGAGCGCUACGAGGGCGAGUGGAGCGGCGGGCAGCGCAGCGGCUGGGGCCGCCUCUACCGCCGCGACGGCUGCGUCUACGAGGGGCAGUGGCGGCGGGACCGGCCCUGCGGCCAGGGCAUGCUGCGCCUGCCAAACGAAAAUCGGUAUGAAGGAGGUUGGAAAGAUGGAAUGAAGCACGGACCAGGGAAAUUUUUCUACUUGGAUACGGGACAGUUGUUUGAAGGUGUCUGGGCAGCAGAUGUACCAAAAUAUGGAAUCAUGAUUGACUUUGGCAGAGAUGAAGCUCCUACCCCUACUCAGUAUCCAAUCCCUAAGAUUGAACUAGCUGAUCCAGAUGGUGUUUUAGAGGAGGCCCGAGCAAUGUUUGAUGACAGCCAAAAAUAGUACUAACUGGAUCCUGACGAAAAAAAGUAAAAAGGAUGCUAGAGGAGAGCAAAACCCUGAGUUACUCGUUUGUCUCAAAUCCACACCGCGGCAUAUCGGAUGGGGUCAGCCGCCCUCUCCCCCCUCGAGACUGCCCACCUAGGCUUCACUCUGCAGGCAGCUUUGCUCACACAUCUCCUACCAACCCCAACUAUAUGAAAAAACAGCAAAACGCUGGAAGACAAGCGCAGUGACUUGUUGCUCAGGUCCUCUAUGGUUUACUUGCUCCUCCUAUAAAGAAAUCGCGCUCCUGUUGGUUUCAAGGUCUUUCACACUGACUGCAGCUCUCCAGGGCUCUGCUUUUAUAGAGCAGAAUAGAAAUCUGCUGCUUUUCUCCAAGGCAAAUAAGCCCCUUCCCCUCCCCAAAGUAACUCAGCCCAACACACACCUGGGAACCGAGAUGCCUUUGGAGGUCGUCACAGACCACACUGCUAUUGGCAUUAACGUAACACUACUUGUUCUCUGUGCGUAUUGUGCAAAGCAAGGCUAGAUCCCGUUCCUAACCAUGCCGGGACGCAGAGCAGCAGACCUAACCCCAGCUCUGUGCCUGCACUGACCCACGAGCCAGACCCGGCCGGGCCCUGGCCCCAUGCGGACAACGCGGCCAGCAGAGCCCCUCGCUGGGGAAGUACCCCCAAGUGCCACCACCGAGUGCCACCCAUGGGCGCACCAAGGCGGUAGUGCAGCUCGCUGGCCACAGGACCUGUGGGUGAGGGUGUAACUAGCUCACCUGCUUUAAACGGCAUUUCUGAGUAUCAUGUGUCCUGUUUACAGUUCACUUGGCCCCCUGACUCCUCAUGUUUUCGCAGCUGAAAGAUAACCCACUUUCCUAUUUACACACACAGGGAGAAGAAUAACAGCACAUUUUAGCUCCAAGAUUUAAGCAGGGCUGACAGGAGGAAAAGCAUGCCAAAUACUUUAUAUUCUUUAUACCUGUCUGUGUGAGCAGGAAAUUUCAUCUUUAUACUCACGAAAUGAGUAGCUGAAUACAUUUAAGAGAUUCUCAGGAAUCCACAAUCACAAUUACCACAAUACAGGCUGAAGAAUGAGAAGGGAUGUAAAGAAAACGAAGCGUAUUUUUAGGCGUCUAGAUAACAAAUAAUCAGCAACAAUUGAGUAUAUUUUUAUUUCAUUAUUUUAAGUAUUUUAUAUCUAAAUCAGUGGUAUACAAUAACCAAGUUUAAAAUGCUUGAGGUAAAUGCUUAAUACCGUUAGUAUAAAUAAGGGAUUUAAAAGGGGGGGGGGGGG